AUGAGGAUAAAGACUCGGAGAGAGUCGAAGAAAAAGAAGAAGAAGAGAAGAUCUAUGAUGGAGAUGGACAAGGGUCUGUAUCAACCACCCCCCGAUUUGCCUGAAGAGUACAAGAAAAUGAUGAAUGGGGCGAAGGCCGAGUUGGUGAUACAGAAGCAGUUGUUUACGAGUGAUAUGAAACCUGACCAAAACCGGUUGUCGUUGCCGUGGCAGCAGAUUUUGUGCAAGGAGUUUCUGAGACCUAAUGAGAUAGAAAGCCUUGAGUUGCCGAAGACGUUCCUCAAGGUUCCAUUAAUCGACCCGAAGUUGGGAAAGGAAGUGAUUUCUGUAAGUAUGUGGCAGAUGUCGAGCUCGGAGGAGAAAACCGUUGUGUUGUAUUCGAAUUGGAAUUAUAUUGUUACGAAGAAUGGUCUGGUUAGAGGUGAUCUGAUUCAAAUCUGGUCGUUUCGGAAUGACGAGGAUCGACUUCAGUUGGCACUUGUGGUGCUGAAGAGAGCCGGGAAGUGCGAAAAUGGGGUUGUGGCGGAGAGAGCCGAGAAGCGUGAAAAUGGCGUGGAAGGGAGAACCACUGCAGGAAGUGGUAGUGUGAGCGAUGUCAGUGAGGACAGUGCCGGUGCAAGCCACAAAGGGAGAACAUGCAUGUCUGAAAAUCAGAUUUAUAUGUAG
This is a messenger RNA of Argentina anserina (silverweed cinquefoil), 666 nucleotides long. Its product is annotated as B3 domain-containing protein At3g25182-like. The record is from RefSeq and is a predicted model, not a curated record. Bases 1 to 666 code for a protein of 221 amino acids. Gene Ontology annotation, molecular function: DNA binding. The transcript has a single exon. Lineage: Eukaryota; Viridiplantae; Streptophyta; Magnoliopsida; Rosales; Rosaceae.